Molecule: messenger RNA, 963 nt
Organism: Pseudomassariella vexata
Lineage: Eukaryota; Fungi; Ascomycota; Sordariomycetes; Amphisphaeriales; Pseudomassariaceae
Product: CipA protein
Exons: 2
Coding region: 1-963 (320 amino acids)
Molecular function (GO): oxidoreductase activity
Source: RefSeq, a predicted model, not a curated record
AUGGCACAUAUCAAGAAAGUUGCGAUCGUAGGCGCAACCGGCACAGUCGGAUCCCAUAUCAUCCAGGAACUUCUCAACGGCGGUAAACACGAAGUAACUGCCAUCACCCGCGAAGACAGCAAGGCCGAGAUCCCCUCUGGCGUCAAAGCCGCCAAAGUCAACUACGACGACCAUACCUCUCUCGUGUCGGCCCUGGAGGGCCAGGAAGUCCUCAUCAUCACCAUGAAUGUCCGCGCACCGCAAGACCAGUCUCUGAAACUUGCCAAUGCCGCCGCGGACGCCAACGUUCCCUUCGUCAUUCCCAACGACUGGGGCUGCGACAUCCAAAACCAGGCGCUGAUUGAGAGAAUCCCGCUAAAACGCAGUCUCUUCGCCUUGCACCGACACAUCGAGGAACUGGGAAAAAGCGCCUGGAUUUCGAUUGUGGAGAACUUCUGGUACGAGUUCAGUCUCGGUGGGGGCAAGCACCGCUACGGGUUUGAUUUCAACGAGCGGUCGGUGACGUUCUUUGAUGAUGGGAAGAUGCCUAUCAACACGACCACUUGGCCACAGACGGGGAGGGCGGUGGCGGCGUUGUUGAGUCUCCCCGCGUAUCCUAAUGGAGAUGGUGAUAAGCGCGUGACUUUGUCGAGCUACAAGAACAAGGCCGUGUACAUCUCGUCUUUCUGCAUCAGCCAGAAGGAUAUGUUCGAGUCGGUGCUACGCGUCACGGCCACUAAGGAGGAGGACUGGAAGAUCUCGUACGAGGAUUCUGCUAAGCGGUACGAGGAGGCUCAAGAGGAGUUAAAGGCUGGUAGCAUUCCAGGAUUCAUCCGGUCCAUGUACACCCCCAUAUUCUACCCUGAUGGAUCUGGUUGCUACGAGAAGGACAGGGUAUUGGACAACGAUGUAUUGGGGUUGCCUAAGGAGGACCUGGACGAGUUUACCAAGAUUGCUAUCAGCAGGAAGGACGUGGUGUAUUAG